Molecule: messenger RNA, 1935 nt
Organism: Scleropages formosus (Asian bonytongue)
Lineage: Eukaryota; Metazoa; Chordata; Actinopteri; Osteoglossiformes; Osteoglossidae
Gene: odf3l2a
Product: outer dense fiber of sperm tails 3-like 2a
Exons: 3
Coding region: 1093-1887 (264 amino acids)
Cellular component (GO): cytoskeleton
Source: RefSeq, a predicted model, not a curated record
AUGUAUAAUUCUGAUAUCGCGAUCGUAACUCGACUCGUUUGUCACCCUCGCCGAGUCGACCGCGUGUAAAGACUCACCUGAGCAGCAAGGCGGAACGUUUGGGGGCUGUUGCCCUGGCAACCAUCCGCUGGCCUGCACGCUGCCGCGAGGACUGCCGAGCGCCAGCGGUGUCACAGGAGACGAGUCCUGGUGAUGUCAGCGGUCUUAUUUAACCGCGAGCCCCAUGCGGCUGAGAGGGAGCAGACGGGCAGGAAGAGUGGCGCUCUUUCCAUCUUUGGACAACUUCUUAUCUUUCCAGCGAAGGCCUCGUGCGUUUGGUGGAGCAGCCGGCAGGACUGGAUCAGGACUGGACAGGAUCGGGCCUCCAGGAGGAGUGAAGACCGGAGCAGACGCCGCAGGAUUGGUCAGAUCCCCUCACCAGCUGGAGUUGCUCUUCUCCACACAACCCCAGCUCUGUGCGCUGUGACUCUGUGCUCCAUCACUGUCUGAUUUCAUAUUUCAUAUUCUGCUUGAACGCUGUGUGUGGAAGUGGUCACACCGUGUGAAAGGUCACAUGGACCGAGGCUGUAGGGGAGCGAGAACCUCAGCUUGUGUCCUCAUCUAGGGCAGUGGAUAGAAUUGCACCCCACCUCCCCAGUGAGCCCACACACACACACACAACACGCACACACACACACACACAUACGUGUGCAUACUCACCAUGAGGGAAAUGGAGAGAAAACACCCCAUCAUAGCUGCACGACAACAAGGUAAGCCUGUGUGUGUACACACUCUUUAAUGUACUUUAUCUCCUGGUGACGGGAACAUCACUGAUGGUUCCACAACAUCGUGUUUGACUCUACUGUAAACCAUAAGGAUCAGACUGCAGGUUUAAAGUAACAGGAAGCUCAUUAAAUAUGCAGCUGUACUUGAGCAGGUACAUUUGUCCAAGAGAAGCCGCUUUGAAGUCGAAGAUGUGAACCUGGUUUCUGCGUGCCGCUGCUCCUCUGCCUCAACAAUUACUGCAGAGGUGUCCACUUGAGACAGCUUGACAUCUGACCUUUCCUAGGGGGGUUCACUGGCGUCUCACCUCGUGUCCCGUCACGUGCCUGCAUGUGUAUGUUACUAGGACCCGGACCGGGCCGCUACUCCCUCCCGACGACCAUCGGCUUUGUUGGCCACGACUUCACGAAGCCCUCCAGCCCGGCGUACUCCUUCCACAGCAGGAUGAGCAGCAGCAUGUAUUUCAUAGACUCCAGCCCUGGGCCUCAGUAUCACAUCGAUGGCAAAAUGACCCGUUUCGGAAGGGAUGGUGUCCCCGCUUUCACCAUGCAGGGCAGAUCCAGGGGGUCCGGUGGACCUGCUUGUGACCCGACCCCGCCGUCAUCCCUGAGCUCACCAACACACGUCCUUCCUGCAGUUGGAACUUUCCAGACUCCGGGACCCGGAGCCUACAGUCCCGAGGCCGCUCCUCCACUCAACAACCAUCAGAGGCCUCCGUCCUACACCAUGGGUUCUCGCACCCGUUACCGCUCUGUGGAUGCUGUGCCAGCCCCCAACCGCUACACCCUCCCUGCGCUCAUGGGCUGUCAGGUGCCCAACAAGUCGAACAGUGCCAGCUACACCAUCGCGGGGCGCUGCAGGUCUGGGGGCCCCUCUGAGGACCUCGCUCAGACCCCGGGGCCUGGAAAGUACAACCGCCCUGAUCCUGGCGUCUACCUGCCCCGGCAGCCCGCCUACUCCAUGCUGGGUCGGCACAGUGGCCCCAGGGACGGCACCCAGAAGCCAGGCCCCGGUGCCUACAGCCCCGAGAGGGUAAUGUCCCACAAACGGCGGUCCCCAUCCUACUCCAUGGGCAUCAGGCACUCAGAGUUUGUCACUCCGCUGGUGGUGGACCUGUUGGACUGAACAUCAGCAGUCAGUUCUAGUCUCCCUCUCUACAAAGAAACCAAAAUG